UCCACAGGCUCUGGACACAGAACCCGUCCUGCCUGAAGGAUGCCGGAGUGCAAGCAGGAUUCCAGCUAACAUCUGCUUGCCAGCCAAGAGGGAACUACAACCUCUGUGAGCUCUUGCACUCCAAUAGCCAGAACUGCUCUGAGCCACUUCGUUCUCCAGUUGGGCUUUUGCUUUUCAUCCAGAGACUUUGGCUUGACUGUUUGACACCAUCAGGAAAGGAAUAAACUCACCAAGAUGGUAAAGAAAAAGUCCGAUGUUUACUCAGUUGAGAUCUAUGGGACAAAAGAUUUACAAAAACCAGAGAUAGGAGACGAAGAGGAGAAGUACAAAGACUUGAAAGGCAACAAGAAAAAAAAGAAGACAGAGGACCUUAAGAAAGAACUGGACCUGGAUGACCACAGGCUCAGCGCAUCGCAACUGGAGGAAAAGUACGGUACAAGCAUCAACAAAGGUCUCUCUAAUGCAAGAGCAGCAGAGAUUUUGGCCAGGGAUGGUCCCAACGCUCUCACUCCUCCCAAAGCCACUCCUGAAAUUGUAAAGUUCCUGAAGCAGAUGGUGGGAGGCUUUUCCAUCCUCCUAUGGAUAGGAGCUGUCUUCUCCUGGAUUUCAUUUGGCAUUCAGCUUGCCCAGGGAGCUGAAUCAGCCUUUGACAAUCUCUACCUUGGUGUAGUCCUGGCGCUGGUUGUCAUCCUCACUGGUAUCUUCGCUUACUAUCAAGAAGCUAAAAGCACAAAUAUCAUGGCCAGCUUCAGUAAAAUGAUUCCACAGCAAGCUCUUGUCAUCAGAGAUGCAGAAAAAAAGGAACUGCCAGCAGACCAGCUGGUGGUUGGAGACAUCGUGGAAAUAAAGGGUGGAGAUAGGAUCCCAGCAGACAUUCGCCUGAUCUUUACUCAGGGUUGUAAGGUGGACAAUUCUUCACUCACAGGGGAGUCAGAACCACAGUCUCGUUCAUGUGACUUCACCCAUGAGAACCCCUUGGAGACCAAGAACAUCGCCUUCUACUCCACCACCUGUGUGGAAGGCACUGCUACUGGCAUUGUAAUCAACACUGGGGAUCGCACUAUCAUCGGGCGAAUUGCCUCUCUGGCAUCGGGAGUAGGAAACGAGAAAACACCCAUUGCUAUCGAGAUAGAACAUUUUGUCUACCUGGUAGCAGGAGUGGCCAUUUCCAUCGGUGUUCUCUUCUUCAUUAUAUCUGUUUCUAUGCGGUACAAGAUUCUGGACUCCAUCAUCUUUCUCAUUGGCAUCAUUGUGGCUAAUGUGCCAGAGGGACUGCUAGCCACAGUGACGGUGAGUCUGUCUCUGACAGCCAAGCGGAUGGCGAAGAAAAACUGUUUGGUGAAGAACUUGGAAGCUGUAGAAACACUCGGUUCUACCUCCAUCAUCUGUUCUGACAAGACAGGGACCCUCACCCAAAACAGGAUGACUGUUGCUCACCUCUGGUUCGACAACCAGAUCUACUCAGCUGACACCAGUGAAGAUCAAACAACCCAGCCUUUUGAUCAAAGUUCUCUGUCGUGGACAGCAUUAUCCAAAAUUGUAACUCUCUGCAACCGAGCGGAAUUCAGACCAGGACAGGAGAACGUCCCAAUAAUGAAGAGAGUCGUGGUAGGCGAUGCCUCCGAAACAGCUCUGCUGAAAUUUGCAGAGGUCAUUUUGGGUGACGUUAUGAAUAUUAGAGCGCAGAACAAGAAAGUGGCUGAAAUUCCUUUCAACUCUACCAACAAAUUCCAGCUUUCCAUUCACGAGACCGACGAUCCCAAUGACAAACGCUUCCUGCUGGUGAUGAAAGGUGCCCCAGAGAGGAUUUUAGAGAGAUGCAGCACCAUCAUGAUCAAUGGCAAAGAAGAACCGCUGGACAGUGAGAAGGCAGAAGCUUUCCAAACAGCAUACAUGGAGCUGGGGGGCAUGGGAGAGAGAGUGCUGGGUUUCUGUCAUUUGUACCUGCCUGAAGAGGAGUUUCCAGACACCUACCCAUUUGACACAGAUACCAUGAACUUCCCAACCUCCAACCUGUGCUUUGUUGGGCUUCUGUCUAUGAUCGACCCACCUCGUUCCACGGUGCCAGAUGCCGUCUCAAAAUGCCGCAGUGCGGGGAUCAAGGUUAUCAUGGUCACUGGCGAUCACCCAAUCACGGCCAAGGCCAUUGCCAAGAGCGUAGGCAUCAUCUCAGCCACCAGCGAGACGGUGGAAGAUAUCGCUAAGCGCCUCAACAUUCCUGUUGAGCAAGUCAAUAGAGGAGAAGCCACAGCAGCAGUAGUUAAUGGGAUGGAGCUGAAGGACAUGAGCUUGCAGCAGCUGGAUGAAAUCUUGUGUAACCACUCGGAGAUCGUCUUUGCUCGGACAUCGCCGCAACAGAAACUGAUUAUAGUUGAAGGCUGCCAAAGGCAGGGAGCAGUUGUUGCCGUGACUGGAGAUGGAGUCAAUGACUCCCCUGCUCUUAAAAAAGCAGAUAUUGGAAUUGCUAUGGGUAUUGCUGGUUCUGACGCAGCUAAAAAUGCAGCUGAUAUGGUACUGCUGGAUGAUAACUUUGCUUCUAUUGUCACAGGAGUGGAGGAAGGCCGCCUGAUCUUUGAUAACCUAAAGAAAACAAUUGCCUACACCCUGACCAAGAAUAUUGCUGAGCUCUGUCCCUUCCUCAUCUACAUCAUGGCCAGCAUUCCAAUGCCCAUUGGCACUAUCACCAUCCUGUUCAUUGACCUGGGCACAGACAUUAUCCCCUCUGUUGCAUUAGCCUACGAGAAAGCUGAAAGCGAUAUUAUGAACAGGAGACCUCGUAACAAAAGGAAAGACAGGCUGGUGAACGAGCAGCUCGCUAUAUACUCCUAUCUGCAGAUCGGUAUCAUGCAGUCAGUGGGAGCCUUUGUAACCUAUUUUGCCGUGUAUGCUGAACAAGGUUUCCUCCCUUCCACGCUGCUUGGAGUGCGAGUCGACUGGGAAAACAACGCCAUUAAUGACUUUGAGGAUUCGUAUGGACAGGAAUGGACUAAAUACCAGCGGACGUACCUGCAGUGGACUGGCUAUACAGCCUUUUUUGUCAGCAUCACAAUUCAGCAAGUCGCUGAUUUGAUCAUCAGGAAAACACGAAGAAAUUCUAUUUUCCGGCAGGGUCUUUUCAGGAACAAAGUCAUCUGGGUGGGUAUAUUUUCCCAGAUAGGAAUUGCUGUGAUUCUUACCUAUGGUCUUGGCCACGUUACAGCCCUGAACUUCACACCGCUGAGGUUUCAGUACUGGUUUGUGGCUGUACCGUUUGCCAUCUUGAUAUGGGUUUACGAUGAAGUCCGCAAGCUGCUUAUCAGGAGAUACCCAGGAAGUUGGUGGGACAAGAACAUGUAUUAUUGAAACAGUCCUUAUCACUGGUCCUCCUCCUUGUGGAGAACUUCUUCCCCACCUGACACAGCCUCUGCUGCUUUAAAGUCCUGUCUGUGCAAUAUCAAGCAUGGGUUCGCCCCGUGAAGGGGUGAAGAAAUUUCAUGAAUUUCAGGAAGAAACAAGGACUUUAGAGGUUGAUGAAUUACCUCUCGCUGUACUGUAAAGCUGACACGUCUAGAAAUUGAAAUGCUACCUAUUUUUGUAACAAGCACAAUUUUCCCUCAUUCAAAGAUGAGCUUGGUGAGCACUCUGAGAGGAAAACACACAGAAAAGAAAAAAAAGACAGAAAAUCCAUAUAAUCUAAGGCAUUAAUUUGCACUAAAGAUGUUGUUUGCAGAUGUUUUGUUGGUGGAACUGAAUUCCAAGUGAGUGCAUAUAUAGAUCUGUAUUACCUUACCAAGGGUAAAUAUGCUGUAUAAGAAUAAUUUGAUAAUAAAACUUUUUCCAGAAAACA
Messenger RNA from Mesitornis unicolor (brown roatelo), 3826 nucleotides. RefSeq names its product ATPase, H+/K+ transporting, nongastric, alpha polypeptide (gene ATP12A). NCBI's taxonomy places the organism in Eukaryota, Metazoa, Chordata, Aves, Mesitornithiformes, Mesitornithidae. Gene Ontology annotation, molecular function: ATP hydrolysis activity; ATP binding; P-type sodium:potassium-exchanging transporter activity. The transcript has 23 exons. The record is from RefSeq and is a predicted model, not a curated record. Gene Ontology annotation, cellular component: membrane. Bases 235 to 3342 code for a protein of 1035 amino acids. Gene Ontology annotation, biological process: sodium ion export across plasma membrane; proton transmembrane transport; potassium ion import across plasma membrane.